Molecule: messenger RNA, 2157 nt
Organism: Vanessa atalanta (red admiral)
Lineage: Eukaryota; Metazoa; Arthropoda; Insecta; Lepidoptera; Nymphalidae
Gene: Syx5
Product: syntaxin-5
Exons: 4
Coding region: 236-1303 (355 amino acids)
Biological process (GO): vesicle fusion; intracellular protein transport; endoplasmic reticulum to Golgi vesicle-mediated transport
Cellular component (GO): endomembrane system; Golgi membrane; SNARE complex
Molecular function (GO): SNARE binding; SNAP receptor activity
Source: RefSeq, a predicted model, not a curated record
AAUUAAAAAAAACCUGCAGUCAUUUAUAUUAUGACAUAUUGUACAGAUAUCAACGACCAACGUCAUCAACGACAGCAACUCUAAAUUUUUCAUUCAAGGCGAAAUGACGGAGUCUAAUAAUUCUAGAUAAUUAUAUUAAUUCUUUCAAGAAGUUACAUUAUAAAGUGACAGUGAAAAUUUUCAUAUUAUCUUGCUCAUACUUAGUAAAUAUAUUUUUGUAUAAUUUUAGAAUGCAAUGCUCCCUCGCCGUCGAAACGUUGGUGUGUCUGACAGGACGAAUUUGUUACAAGAAGAGGUAAUACCGUACAACAAAUUAAAUAAAAACGGAUCUGUUAUCCAGCAGACGCAUCCACCCAAUUUGGAACAAAAUUUACAAAGAGGUUUUACCGAAACUGAAAUUGCAUUUGAUUUCUUGGAAGAAUUUGUAUUUGAACCUGUAAUGGCAGCCAGAGAUAGGACUCAGGAGUUUGCAUCAACAGUCCGAAGCCUUCAAGGAAGAACUUUGGCUAGACCGAUAGUUAAAGAUGAACGCAAAGCAGCUGUUCUCGCCACAUAUUCACAAUUCAUGAGUAUGGCAAAAGUAAUAAGUAAAAACAUAACUAGUACUUAUGCUAAACUCGAAAAACUUGCAAUGUUGGCAAAAAAGAAGUCUUUGUUUGAUGAUCGACCAAUGGAAAUAUAUGAGCUAACAUAUAUUAUUAAAGGUGAUUUAAGUUCACUCAAUCAGCAGAUUGCUAGGUUGGAUGAAAUGCCGAGAGGUCGAAAAAGUAUGUAUAAUCAUUCAUCCAGUGUUGUGAUAGCUCUACAGUCCAGGCUUGCCUCUAUGAGCAAUCAGUUUAAACAGGUCUUGGAAGUUAGAUCAGAAAAUCUAAAGCAUCAAAAUAAUAGACGUGAACAAUUUUCAAGCUCAGCACCACUUGUCAAAGAAACACCAUCUUUAUUGCAACCUGAUGAAGUCAGCAUAGACUUAGGAGAAACAUCGAGCUUACAAACACAACAAUUAGCAUUAAGAGAUGAUACUGACUCGUAUGUGCAGCAGAGGGCAGAAACUAUGCACAAUAUUGAGAGCACAAUUGUAGAAUUAGGAGGUAUCUUUCAACAAUUGGCUCACAUGGUCAAAGAACAGGAUGAAGCUAUUGGGAGAAUUGAUGCAAACAUUCAUGAAGCUGAAAUGAAUGUAGAGGCAGGUCACAGAGAAAUAAUGAAGUACUUCCAAAAUAUAACUGGCAAUCGAGCACUCAUGUUUAAGAUCUUCGGAGUGUUAAUAUUUUUCUUUAUAUUUUUUGUUGUAUUUAUGGCAUAGAAUCCACUUAAACACAUUCAGUUAUCUGUUGAAUGAGAAUAUAUUUAUCUAAUAAACUUUAGAAAAGUGUUUGGUAUAAAAUAGAUAUAAAUAAAUGAAAACAUUCAAUUAAAAGCAAACAUUAUUUAUGAAUUAAAAAAAGGGAGUUCUUAUUGGUUACUUUAUCCUUCUUUUUGAUAUUAUCAUGUUCAAUUUCAGUUGAAUUACUAAAUAUGAGUAUUCAUAGUUGAAUAAAAGUGUAUGUUAUAAAUAUUUACUUUUUAUAGUUUUAAAAACAAUAGAUUAGACUUUAAAUUGUUAUGAAGAAUGUUUUGAAAUAAUUAAUUUUCAACAGAACAAUAUAUAUAGUUGUUUUGUUAUUUAAAAAUAUUAUAUACAGUACUUUGUUCUCAGAGAAAGACAAAUAGGACAUUUACUUUUUGCACUUGAGUGACUAUGAUUAGUGUAAUGUAAUGCAUGUUACCAUAUCUAAAAAAUUGUUAAGAUGCAAUUGUACUGUAGACUACAUUCUAUUUUUCAUUCAUCAUUAUAAUUGCCUUUUUUUAGUAUUUACAAUAAUGGUUUUUGUUCAUCCAAAUAUUUAAUUCUAUUUCCUGUUUGAUAUAACAUGUAAUUAAAUUAUUUAUUAUUUCAUCAGACUCAAUAGAGCACCUUUAGAAAUUCAAAAAGGAGUUGUGGAACAUUGUGUCUAUAACCCAUGACCUGCAGUCCAUAAUAAAUUUAAUUCCAUCUUUCUCUAUAAACAAACUAUGGUAAAACAAAUCAUGACUUACAAUUUUCUGUGUAUGGUUGUAUCUUCACUCUAAAUAUAAUUUUUAUUUUCAUGAAUAAAUUAUAUAUUUAUACAAAUAUAG